AACUCUUCUAGAGAACAGAGAUUAGACUGUGACCAUUUUGAGUUAUUACAAGAAAAUAUUUAUAAGUUUUCAAAAUCAGGAAACAUUAUUUUAUGUGGAGAUUUCAAUGCCAGAUUAGGUACUUUAGACGACUAUGUGCAUGAAAUGGAAGGGGUAACCUUUCCAACGACAGUUCUUACUGGCUCAAUUGAACCACGUAAGUCAAGGGACAUUCAUAUUAAUACGUAUGGAAAAUCAUUAGCUGAGUUAUGUUGUGGGAAUGAGUUAAUUAUUUUAAACGGCAGGACGAAAGGAGAUUAUAUAGGUCAGUUUACCUGUCACACAUAUAGUGGGGCUAGUGUGGUCGACUAUACUGUGGUAUCGUCAGAGAUUUUGCAAUCAAUCAAGCAUUUUACCGUGUCAAGUAUCACAGAAUUCUCGCAUCAUUGCUUCCUUUCUUUUGCAUUAGAAGCGGAGCCUCGACUGGGAGUAGAUAAAGGAGAAACUUUACAAUUGCUCCCACUGCCUGCAUCAUUUGUUUGGAAUGACAACUUAAAAGAUACUCUUCGUGAAAAUUUUAUUAAUAGCAAUGUUUCAAGUGAGAUGAAUACUUUAUUUGAAUCGUUAAAUGAGACUGAUUCGGUAGUGAGCAAGUUUACCGACGUUAUAGUUAAUGUUUCGAGAAAUGUCGUAAAAAUUAGAAAUAGGCAAACACCAAAAAAGAAACGAAAACGCACAAUCCAAAAACAGAGAUGGUUUAACACGAGUUGUUACCUAUUAAAGAAGGAAUUAAAAAAAUUGGGUAGUUUACUCUCAAAAUACCCCUAUGAUCCUUUUUUAAGACAUAAGUUUUUUGCUACUAAAAAGAUUAUAAGCGACUUACUAAACGGCUUAAACGAAAUUUCCAAAGCGAAUUGUUAA
This is a messenger RNA of Paramuricea clavata, 900 nucleotides long. Lineage: Eukaryota; Metazoa; Cnidaria; Anthozoa; Malacalcyonacea; Plexauridae. The record is from the annotation of a GenBank genome assembly.